AUGAAUAAGUGUGUUACUAUCAGUGCUCUUUUGAUGGGCAUUGUGUUAGCCAUCAACCUCUCCUACGCCCAAGGUGGUAAAGUGAGUGAUGAGGGUGGUGGUGACGGCAAAAAUGUUUCUGUUUGUGGUGGAGAUGGCGCGGAAUCAAGUACUGCAAUGGAAAAAGUAUUGGGGCUUCACAACAAAGUUCGUCGCAAGUUAGCCAGUGGCCAAAUUUGCCAUCAACCCCGUAGCUAUGUCAUGCCUCUCUUGAGAUGGAACUCUACGUUGGCGGCCAGGGCUCAAGCUUGGGCAAACAAAUGCACAUUCGAUUUGGAACCCCAUGGCGAAAGGAAAACUGCAGAAUUCGAAAGUUAUGGACAGAAUAUUGGUGUCUCCCAAAAAUUUGGAAAACGUGGUUUGAUGGAGGUAAGCACUAUGAUUAUCGCAAACAAUCGGUGUAGAGACGGUAAAAUGUGCAAUACUUACACACAGAUAGUUUGGGCGAACUCGACGGAUUUGGGAUGUGGUUUGAAUAGGUGCAAAGACAGCACUUAUGGUGAAGUCUAUCUCGUUUGCAACUACGGUCCAGCGAGUUGCGAUCUAUCACGUUUCCAAUUCAAGUUGGCAAUGUUGGAGGAGUCGAAGUUCGAAGUAGUCAUUGGCAUGUAUGUUCUGCCAAGGAUGUAA
Rodentolepis nana is the source of this 669-nucleotide messenger RNA. The record is from the annotation of a GenBank genome assembly. NCBI's taxonomy places the organism in Eukaryota, Metazoa, Platyhelminthes, Cestoda, Cyclophyllidea, Hymenolepididae.